AGGGUGUUAAACCCAGCACAUCCUGCUGACAACAGUAAUGAAGCUGAUCUGUGUGCAGACGGCUGGCCUGUGCUGGGUGACUGUGGUGCUGACCUUCCUCCUGUCUGCUGGACACAGUGUUUCUGCCGUGGACCAGAACUGGCUCACAAGUAUUGUAGAUGGCAUCAAGAAUGAGUAUGCGCUAGGCGAAUCCUUCAGUGUGGCUGUGAAUGUCCCGGAGAACGAAGACCCGAACAACCUUCAGCAAGUCCUUCAGGACGACCCGGCAGACCAGGUGAAACAAGCUGUUUCACAGGGUCAGGUUUACCAAGGCACCAGGGUGGUGGCAGCAGCACAAUCAGAGGCAGUGUCACGUGUUCUAGAAAACAUACAACCGUUUAUUAAAAGCAGCCAGGGUAAUUUCCUCAUCAUCUACUCCGCACAAUCCCCCUGCGGUCCAACGUGUACGAAUGCAAACGAAGAUGGUAUUUCUAGCAAGAUUAACAAUGUCACUCAGAACUGGGGCGGUUACGCGUUUGCGUUUUCUAACGUAGCCGAUGUUCCCAACGCCAACACGUCUCAACUUGCCCAAUCCUUUCAGCAACUUGGUAUUUCCAAACUCGGGCUUGACAACAUAUUCCGUUGUUAUAAUCCCGGAGAUGGUGCUUUUCGGUGCACCACCUGCUCCUCAGGUGGAGAUGUUACACCCUCCUGCGUUGCAAACACGGCUCUGUCAAAUCAAGAACAAGGUGCAGGCGAGGAAACAAGUCCACUCGAACCAGUAGACACAGGUAUAGGUAGCAGUCGUAGAGGAGGCUGCAAGCGCAGAGGCGGCGGCGGCAAGGUUGGAAGAAGAUGUAGGCGUAGAGGAGGGUGCAGGCGUCGAGGGGGCGGCGGCAAGGUUGGAAAAUGGAGCAAGCAAAGAAGAGGGCGCAGGGGUAAAGGAGGGGGUCAGCUUCGCGGAGGGCGCAGGGGCAGAGGUAGAAGAGGGGGCAAGCGCAGAGGCAACAAACGAAGAGGAGGCGGCAGAUGUAGAAAAUGGGGAAAGUUCAGAAGCAGGCGUAGAGGGUAGAAAACUACUAGAGACUGCCAUGACUCAGCUAAGACAACGAUACCCUACGCUUUGUAAAAAUCCACUUGCUUCUUUUCCUUUCCAUAAUCCUUCUCGAGCAUUUGAAUUUAUUAUUUGAUGCCUACGUCUAUAUGACACCUCCGCUUUGGCCUCGACUGAAAGGCUCCGCCCCUUUUCAAAAGUCUCUGUCGCUGCCUUUCCAUCGCAGUUUCGCACAAAAUAGAAGAACUUUUUUUUAAAAGUCGACAACAACACAAUUGCAAAUGCUCUGUGUUUCCAUUCAGUAAUGUUAUGCGAGUAAAGCUGGGUUUUCUCCUCUUGCAGUAUUUUUCCAAUUAAACAUGGCGAUGGAUUUUCGGCAUCUGUUAACUCGCCGUUGUAAUAUUUCAUUUAGGAGAUGACGGCGUCUGAUGCACAUAAUGAUGGAAAAGCAAACCCCUUAUAUCUGGCAGCAGCAACGUAUCAGGGAUUUUUAGGAGAUAAUAGUCUGCAAUGUUUUUGGAUGUCAUGUUUCGUCAUGUGACAUAAAUGUGGGAAAAAAAUGUUUCCAUUCCACUUUUGGGAAAUAAUGUUUUGUCAAAAAGUCUGAAGAACCACCUCAUGCGAGCGGAUACUUUUUUUUUUGUGACAUUUGGGGUUUUUCGGAAAUCAUUAGGCCUAAUUUCUUGUUUUUGUUUUUGUGUAGUUUGCUAAAAAAAUUAAAUAUUUUGACUUAC
This is a messenger RNA of Seriola aureovittata, 1767 nucleotides long. RefSeq lists its product as uncharacterized. Bases 38 to 1051 code for a protein of 337 amino acids. NCBI's taxonomy places the organism in Eukaryota, Metazoa, Chordata, Actinopteri, Carangiformes, Carangidae. The transcript has 3 exons. The record is from RefSeq and is a predicted model, not a curated record.